Mitosporidium daphniae is the source of this 498-nucleotide messenger RNA. RefSeq lists its product as uncharacterized. NCBI's taxonomy places the organism in Eukaryota, Fungi, Microsporidia. The record is from RefSeq and is a predicted model, not a curated record. The transcript is spliced from 2 exons. The coding region runs from base 1 to 498 and encodes 165 amino acids.
AUGGAGUCCAUUUUGAGGGACAAGACAAAUUCCCCAGUCGGUGCAAAAUCGGCCUUCUCCUCAAAGAUACCGGCUGCUGUUAAGAGUUCUUCACUGCUGAAGCACUCCAUCUCCUCGAUCAAACCCUCCUUCAACUCGUUAAGUUGGCUAGAUAAAGAGAAUCCAGACAAUUUUCAAGACAUUGAAUAUAUGCACAGAGAAGGGGUCGAUCCUGCUGAUUCGAUGGAACAGGGUCAUGCAAAAACGAGCCCUGCCCCCCUCAACACUGGGAGGCACUCCCCCCAAUAUGUGCACGACGUUGUUGAUGAAGAGCUAUCACAAAAAAGAGUCAAAAUCGAUGGAUCUGACGAUGGGUCCGAUUAUUUGCGUGAAAUUGCACUGGAUUUAGAAAAUGCAAAGGAAAUCAUGAAUGAGAAUGUGGAAAAGACUAUCAAUAGAGAGACGCAACUUGGAGAGCUUUCCGAUCGUGCCCGUAUGGCUUUUUAUCCUUUUUAUUGA